Molecule: messenger RNA, 10357 nt
Organism: Phasianus colchicus (ring-necked pheasant)
Lineage: Eukaryota; Metazoa; Chordata; Aves; Galliformes; Phasianidae
Source: RefSeq, a predicted model, not a curated record
ACAGCUUCAUUGCCCUUCUCUGGAUACACACCAGGGCCUCCAUGUCUUCUUGUAGUGAAGGGCUUAAAACUGGGGACAGAGAGAUUGUUAGAAUUGUCAGCGCAGUGCAUUCUGUGUAGAAACACACACCUACAUACCCCAUGAAUAAAGCGUCUUAAUCUUUAGUGCUGGGAUGAGAAUAUUGCUGUGAGAUGACAAAGUCAAAUGUGACAUCCAUAACUGCUAAAUCUUUGUGGAACUGGUGUUUCUCAGGUGUCUGCUCGGAAGCUGUCUGUCCUCUUCCAGAAGCACAAACAAAUCAGACUGUGAAAAACUGUAGAUUUUAUUAUUGUUGUUGUUGUCCUUUGGACACCAUCUUAUUUCAGAUCUUCAGAAUCUUAAAAUGACAGGCUUACUGUCUGAAUGGUCUUGGGUCUAAAAGUAAUAGGGUGUUUUUCCGCAUCAUAAGCUCCUCUAAUAGAGGUCUGUAAAACAGCACAGGAAUAAUAGGGAAAAACAUGGGUUUCUUAGUUCUCCAGCGGUCAGUGCCUCAAAGGAGAUCUGUAUUACAUCAGGCAGGUCAAAAUGAGGGGCGGGCAGUGGGUACAGCUGCAGGUGCAGGGCAGCCUAUGGCACUGGGCUUCACUGCAAGGAAGCAGCUCAGGGAACCAGGUAGAAAAACAGGCAAAACUGAUAGAGCCGACUGAUCUAGAUCUGGUGCCAGUUUAAAGUACUCCUCCAGGAGCUUUGAGAUCCCUAUCGUAGAUAAAUUUGCCAUGAAAAUUUUUAGCUAGCACCAGUAAAAACCAGUAAGUGAAUAAAUCAUUUUUUUUCCAGCCAACAGCAUUGAAUAAUCAAGUAGAGAAUGUUUGACUCAGCCAGGUAGUUUUCUACAAGAAGAAAAUCACUUAGCAGAGCACAUCACUUCCCCUGCCUUCCCCACCUCCAAGGAGCAUGGUCUGCUCUGCAUUUCAGCAGCUAGGUUUGUACAGAGCAGAGGGAGAAAGAAAAGAAGGAACUGUGCCCGUCUGCACAGAUAGUGAUGAAAAUAUCUCAGCCAGGUCUGCACAGCUGUGGGAGUGGAUCUGCAUAAAGCAGACAGAGGUCUUCAGUGAGGGAGAGGAGAGAGAUCUUUUCCCAGAGUGUUUUUGCCCGGAGGAGGGAGAACUGUUCCUGUUGCUCCCGCUGCUGUGUGGUUGUGCUGCUGAUUGCAUGCUGGUCUGGUUUGCAAGGGGUGGUGCGGACUGGUUCUGGCUCAGGUGCCUUUGAGGCUGGAGAAGCAGCAUAUUGGAUGGCACACCUGUCUGGCUGCUGUCUGCUUUUAUUUUUUUCCUUAAUGCCACUUAUACGGGAGCACCUAUUUUCAUUGGUCCCUCUCUUCAUUCUCCUCUUUCAUCAUUUUCCACUUAUUUUCUGCUGCUCAUACUUUAUUCAUGCCUAAGUUAUAGUAUUUUUGUGAUUGUUUUUCUUUUUUCACCUGAGUGAUGGGGGAGGAGCCUCAUUCCAGCUCAGAAGAUCUUCUGCAUGGGCGACAGAACAGCACAGAGUGGCAGGAGGACUCCUGCUCUCCUGCUUCUCCAUUUCCUCUCCUCUUACAGAUUUGUCUUUGCAGUUUAUGUUUUUCCUUAACUCUUGAUCUGCUCAGGCACAAGAUCAGGAUGCCCCACGAUGGUACUUAUUUAUCAUGAGUACCAUACAUUCCAGAUACUUGGGGGGAGUGCUGCCUAUAUUCGACUUGAAUUUUGCAGAAAUCCCUCUUUUAGUAGCAGCCAACACACCUUGCCAUGCCAAGAGGUGGUGGUAGUUCCCAGCUGGCCCUCUGGCAUGACACACACUGAAGUAGAAAAGAAGCAGGAUAUGUGAGGGGGAGAGGUGUGUUAAGGGAGGCCACAGCUGUUGUUCUUCUGCAUAUCCAGAUAGCUGCUGGCUGAGCUUGGAAUUCUGUUUGCUUACCAAACAGGUCCUUCAGGAUGGGCUGGCAGAGGGCACUGCAGGAGGGCUGCUGUGUGCUGACAGGAGUGUGUCUCGCAGCAUUCCUCAGGGAGCCGUGGUGCAGGGACUGCAAACUUCCUCAAACAGCUCUGCUGACUCACCUCAAUCCCACCCCCGGAGCUCCUUCCCCUCCUGCAUUGCUGGGCAGCAAUAAUCUCCGAACAGCAAAUACGAGGAGAGGACCAAACUGAAUGCCUAGGAGUUGCAAAGUUCCUUGCAGUUGCAAAUAAUCUGGUUAAUAUGCUCUUGGCAAGUCAGCAUGAUCUGCAUUCAAAGUGGGAGUUUGUCUUUUCUCUCAGGUAACAGCAAAAGGUUGUGGCCUCUCAGAAGAGGUGAUGGCCAGACAGAAGAUUUGUGGAGAUCCCAUAAGGAAGAGUUUGAAGGAGAGGAGAGAGUGCAAUCGUUCAUCUGCAGCAGUCUCUUAUGGGAUCUCUGGCAACACAGCACCAACUUUCCUACAUGAGCACUAUGAUAUCAUGCUAACUCUCCUUAAAAACUGUUGGGUUACACACAAGAACAGGUCCAAUAGUGCUGCCCAGCACCCAAAAAUAAGCAGAAAAACAAGCAGAAAAGUUUUUUUUUUCCUUUUUCUUGCAUACACGCACACACAAUGAUAGAAUGAGAGGGAAUGUUUUCAAGUUGUGUCAGGGGAGGUGCAGGUUGGGUACUGGGAAACAAUUAUUCUCAGAAGGAGUGGUGAGGCAGUGGUACAGGCUGCCCAGGGAGUUGCUGAAGUCACAUCACUGGAGGUAUUCAAGAGCCACAUGAAUGAGGCCAGUAAUGUGGUUGCCCUUUUGGAUGGGUUAAAGCAGACUCUUAAGAGGGUACUUCUGGGGAUGGUUCUUCAGGGGAGCAAGAAAAGCAGCAGGCAUUGGUACUUUCUGGUGUGCACUGCCAGGACAGGGGCAUGAGGGGUGGCCAGCUGGGCUGCAAGCAGAGUUGCUGUAUGGGACAGAUUCUCUUCUGGUCUUUGUUGGAAACAAAUCCUGAGGCACUCUAAGUCUUGAACCAUGGUCAGUUUUGCUCCCUGCCACAAAAUACUUGAAGACAUUGUGGAGCAAUACUAAGAAGUAAUGUAUGACAGCACAGUAGUGUAGUUUCCCAUGCGGUGCCUUAAACUUGUUUUUGCUCUGAAGGAAUGGGUACGUACCCUGUACCAAAUGUGGUUUGCAAUAGACUAACUUGCAUGCUCCUUGUUCUCAUGAGGCUCUGUGGAGAUUUACCAUAGGACCACGACAUCCUGUAUAAUGCUGUGUCUCAGCAGGUUAAUUUCUGAGUUUUCUGCUCCUCCUCAAAGAGUAACCUCCUGAUUUUCUCUCCAGGGCCAUCAUGUCACACAGAGGUGGAUAUUCUCCUGUUCCUCUUCCGUACAUGUGGUCCUGAGGGAGGAGAUGCUGGACUGGGCAAGGUGUCCUAUGCUACCCCAGAUUUGCAGUUCACUAUCUGCAUAACGAUGGUUUGUUUGCCCUCAUAACACUGAGAAGACACAAUAGCUUAAAAGGCCUAGUUUUGCAAAGAUGUAAUUAAAACAGCCAAACUUCACAUAGGCACUCUCUAAAUCAGGUUUGCACUGAUUGAUGUUGUUUUCACUGCACUGUAGAUGUUCGAUGUUGUAUAGCUAUAAACAACACAAGGCAUGUAAUGUAGGAGAGUUACAAAUGCUACUUGGAGCUGCCUGCCUCGGUGGUAGUUCACAGUGGUUUGAACUGGUGUCUUUAGAGGAUAAUGCAACAAAAUUUACACAGUGCUUAUCUGCAAGAGUGCUUUAUUGCCAGGCCAAUCAUAGCUUUUCCUUAGACUCUGCCCUAGUGACCAGGGUUACCACCAAUACCUUUUACAAUUCAUUUUUACAGAGAAUGAUGUAACAUCUUUUUGACUCAAAUGAUGCAAAUGAAUAAACAAAUUUUGCUCUGAUCCAGCUUAAUUUCAGGAGAUAAACUGAAAAACAAGACCAAAUGUGAUUAACUUGGAUUACUUUGCCUUUGCCCAUUCGGUCUGGGUGCAAGCAGCAGUGGUAAAGGGAGAGCCACUUUGCAGAGUAUGUACCCAGUCGUGCCUAAAAUACUAUGGGCCUGCUGAGCUGGAAUUAUAAUUGGUUUAACACUUUUCUUUUUUGUCUCUCCCAAAAGAAUACUAAAAGUGGGUUUUAAUUUACCUUCAAUUAGCAUUUCCUUGGGUUUCACCCUGUAAGCUGUUAACAUCUCAACAAGCCGCUGUCGCUCAGUAGAAAUUACACACAUCUAAGUUUUUCUGCUGCAUCAUAGUAAGCUGCGUUGUAACAGUUAAGACAAAUAAACACUGGUUCAGUUUGCCUUGCUUGCCAUGUUGGUGAACAUUACUUCCAUCUCUGUGAAAGUGUUCCAGUAUGAGCCCAGUGUCAGCUGUGCCAUGUGCUGGACCCAAGUGGGUUGCCUCUGGCUGGUGUACAAGUGCAAAUUCUGCUUCCCACAUGCAUGAUGACACUGCAGGGCACAUUUCUGGGCACUCUGCAGCUGAGCAGUUUGCAAGCAGGAACAUUUUUUUCUCAUGAAGGUAGAUUUCUGCACAGUCAGCCGAGUGCAGCAAGUAGUGACCAUGGCAGUAACAGUUUUUCUGCGGUCAUUUUCAUACUUCCCCAGAUCUUUGCUGGUUACCCAAAAUACACGUAAUAUGUAAACACACACACGUUAUUAACUCUUUUCUUGGUUCCGUGUUUCCAUGGCAGAACAAAUUUGCCCAAUUCCAAGUAUGCAUUUUCUAAUGUGCUUCUGCCUUCAACAGCACCCUCCUCCCCAUGCUUUCCUCAGCUGGCCAAGCUCUGAUCAUAACUUUCAACAGGUUCAGUGCUCUCUGUGAGAUCAUGAGGCUCAGGAACAAUUCCUGCUAAAGAAGCCUCUCUUACAGGUUUUGCCAUCACUUUAGUUCCAGUAACACUGAGUUAUGCUGCCAUGAGAUGAGUCAAAAUGCCGUUUGCUUGGAUAGUAUUCAGAGACAGAGAGAAGAAAAAAGCCUAUAUUCUGAUUGUGUGAGCUUCGCAGGUUUUGAUGAGCGAUUUGCAAACCACAGGAGAGCUGCAGAACUCUUCUGCAGGCUCCCAAAAGCUGAAACAUCCACACUUGGGUAGCAGUGCUCUGCUCUCACCUAUGGGCUUCAAUCCAGUGUGCAUGUUUCAGCUUUUGAGAGCCUGCAGAAAAGUUCUGCAGCUCUCCUGCAGCAGUUUCUCUUCCAGCUCAGGCUUCCCUUAGUCCCACCCAGGAGGGCUUCUGCUGCUGACAAAAGGUGCUCUUCAUCAAGAACAUCCUGCAUCUUUCUCUGCACCAAAGACUUGAUGCAUGGCUGAAGUCCAUCGGGGGUGUGAAACUCUCCCUUUGUUUGUCUUUUGGUGUAAUUGAACAGCUUUUACAGUUGCACAAAGCAAAUGGCUAUAAGAGUCUGAAGGUGUAAAGCUGCUCAGAAUGGCAGGGUGGAAAAUACAUAAAACCCGGCUAUUUCCUGGGUGGAAGGAAAUAGUGCUAUAAUGAAUUUAACAAUCAGUCCCUACUCUGGUCCAAAAGGAAAUAAAAGGAAAUUCACAGAACAGAGCAAUAGUCACAGUAAGCAUUUUUAUUGGUAAAAAUUUCCAGUUAGGGCUCUUGGCAGCUGCUAAUUGCCUUAAGUCUCAGUGCCAGUGAAUUGAGAUUUCAUCCAUAUUUAUAUCUUGGCUAAUGUAACUCUGGAAACUCCCAAUAGCCAGCUGAUUGCCUAAUUCUUUCUUGAAUCCUGCUGAGCUCGUGGUCUUUAGGAUGCCUUCUGACGAACUAUAACCACAUGUAUAACCACAUGUACAAACUAUAAACACAUGCAUGUGUACUCACACGAUGUGCAUGUGUUUCCCUUGUAUUUGUUCCAUGUCAGUUUUCUUUGAACAUCCCUUGUUCUUGCAUUAUAGAUGCAAGGGAUAAAUAAAAACCCAACUUGUCUCCUCUGAGUCAUUCAAUACUUUGCGUCCCUCCCAGUGAAUGCUUGGACCUGAUAUUGUGCAUGUGUAUAUUGUAGCAGUGCGGUGUGUGCUGGUUAUGAGAUGUGGCCACUCUCCAUUAAUUCCUUCAGCAGUGUUCUCACAUGUGGGAGAGACAGAUGAUGUGGAACAUAUUACUUUAGAAUUGUUUCAGAACGGCAUUUUGCUUAAUUAUGAACUAGGCAAGGGGGUGUAGAGCAAACAAAGGCAAAACAGAUGCUACAGGGAGGGAUGUCGGUGGAGGCAAGCUAAGGAAUGCAGCCUUAUCUCAAGCCACUCCAGGCACUCGUGCUCACUUAUUGGUUCAAACCAUGCCACUACUGCAAGGAAUAAAACCUGCAAGUCACAGUAACUCAGCAAUCGGGGUGUAGAAUAUUAUAAUAACUCCUUGGAACCAGUUGUAAUAUCCCCUCUGAUUCUAAUUGUAAUAUCAGAAUAAUCUAUGCUCAGUUUCUAAGAAUCAAUUGUAAUAUCCCCUCCUAUUCUUACAUAUGUAUAACUUGUCUCUAUAAAUACGCUUAAACUGUCCCUUUAUGGUGUGCAGGUUAGGAGAGGCUACUCCCUCUGCACCCAGCAUGUGUGCACAGUGCUGUAAUUAAAGAUAUACCUGCUUUAUAACAACUUUGUAGUUAUGGAGUUUGAUUUUCCACAAGUCAGUAUUGGUUGCAAGAUACAAGAACGUCAGUGCUAUCCAGGUGAUUUCUUUCUUAACCUGACCUUUCUCCACACCACACCAGAAGCCGGUGGUCUGGAAUGAUAGUUUUAAGCAGGUAACUGUCACCUUGGCUUUUCUGUUGGUUCACCUAGAAACAGAAUGUUUGAUGCUGGGUGGAGCUGACCAGGACUGAUGUACAUAUAGGAUUUUUGGAGCGCUGGAAAGCAUAUUCACUUGUUUUGCUUUGUUUUUCUUUUUCCGGCCUCUCAGUUGCACCUGUGAAAGAAGUAGCUUUGUUCAGCCAGGUGUGAUAUCGGUUGUUCUUGGUGGGUAGGGAGACGACUGGGCAGAGUGACAAGGUGGGCUGCUAGAGAGAUCACAAUCCAAUUUCCUGCUUCCUGCAAAGGAAGAGCUGAAGAGAGAAGGAAGAAGACGACAGAAAGAGCCACGUCUGAAAACUGUGAAGAGGUGCAGAGAAGCUCCAGCACUUGAAAGAUUUGAAGGUUUGAAGGAUUGAUGUUCUGCGUGGAAGCAUAGCUCCUGUUGAGUGCAGAUUAGCAGUACCUUCAAGAAAGAAAUCUGGACUUCGGACAUGUCAGACUCUUCUGGGAAGGGACAGGAAGGAAAUUCAUUUCUUUUUGGAUUUCAUCAUCCAGUCCCAGUGUUAAAGACAGUGAGGAUGCUCUGACCGAAUUCCAAAGCUUUCAAAAUGAAAAGGCAUAAGUUUCCCUACCGGUGUCCCACAAGAAAAAAGAUUCUGAUCCUGUGUUUCACAGGGUGGGUGAUUGCACUCCUGAAGCUCCUCCAUGUUGAGAGACACUUUUUUCCACCUAAGAGUAUUUAUCUGGUUGAGCACUUCUUGAGCACUUCUUCGUAUGUCAGAAACAGAUAUUCCUAUCUUAGAAACCACUUCCAGUAUGAAAUUAACUGUUCAUCUAUAUAUGAGCAAGAUCCCCAGGAAAUCGGCAAGAGUUUAGAGAUAAGAAGGAAAGAUAUAAUUGAUUUAGAUGAUGAAGAUAUCAUUGCAAUGACAAAUGAUUGCGACAUGUAUCGUACACUGAGGAAAUACCAUCUGAUACCUGUUUCUCCAGAGGAAGAGAGUUUUCCAAUAGCCUAUUCUUUUGUUGUCCACAAAGAUGCAGUGAUGGUUGAAAGGCUCAUCCAUUCACUGUACAGUCAUCAAAAUAUAUACUGCAUUCACUAUGACCGAAAAGCAGCAAAAAAUUUUAAAUCUGCUAUGAACAACCUAGCUAAAUGUUUUCCCAACAUUUUCAUUGCGUCAAAACUGGAGAUGGUGAACUAUGCACAUAUUUCAAGGCUGCAAGCAGAUUUAAAUUGUUUGUCUGAUCUGAUGAACUCUGCGGUUCCCUGGAAGUAUGUUAUUAACUUGUGCGGCCAAGAUUUCCCUUUGAGAUCCAAUUUCCAGUUGGUUGCUGAACUGAAGAAACUCAGUGGGGGAAACAUGCUGGAAACUAUAAAGCCCAGUAGUAGCAAAAGAGAACGAUUUACUUAUCAUUAUGAACUUAUGAAAGUGCCUUACGAGUACAUGCAGAUGCCUGUGAAAACCAACAUUUCCAAGAACCCACCACCUCAUAAUAUUGAGGUAUUUGUUGGCAGUGCCUAUUUUGUUUUAAGUCGAGCUUUCAUUCAGUACACCCUUAGCAGCUCUCUUGUAAAAGACUUUUUUGAUUGGUCGAGGGAUACUUACUCUCCAGAUGAACAUUUCUGGGCCACUCUUGUGCGUGUUCCUGGAGUGCCUGGGGAACUUCCGAGGUCCGCCCAAGAUAUAACAGACUUGCAGAGCAAAACUCGUUUGGUGAAAUGGAAUUAUCUUGAAGACCAUUUGUAUCCUCCAUGCACUGGUACCCACCUUCGUAGUGUCUGCAUCUACGGGGCUGCAGAAUUAAGAUGGCUUAUGAAUUAUGGGCACUGGUUUGCCAAUAAGUUUGACUCCAAAGUAGAUCCUGUCCUGGUAAAAUGCUUGGCAGAAAAACUGGCAGAACAACAAAAAGAGUGGGUUUAUUUGUCUUCUGACAAACAUUUUCUGCGUAUCAAUCCUGCAAAUGCCUCUCUAUAGCAGUGCUGUUCUUCCAGCUGCUGGUACUGUGUAUUGCUAUAGCUUGGAGCCUGGGAUUCUCCAGCCCUGACCUGCUGCAGAGGAGUUCCUUCUGCAUUAAGUUCAGGACUUUGAAGAGAGAGGUAUCUGGACACUAUUUGUGAAAUUAGCAAGUCUCUGGUUGACUGCUUUAUAACUUGCCACAAAAAUCCCAUAACUAUUCUUCAAGGCGAUUCUGGAAGGGUAAGGCUUGCUUUUGGAGGCCCUGGUACUGUCUACCCUAAUGGAAUACUUCAGAAACCUGUUUUACAUUGUGUGUUUGUGUCUUUCCUAAGAAACCCCACCACGCUUGUUCUCCUGUCCCCUUUUCCUGCACUUUUUCAAUAAGGUAUGAAACAAAGACCUCUGCAUCUGCUACCUCAGGAAAACUGGAAGUGCCCAGCUUGCAGACACAACUAAGAGAGCAGUGUGACUCCACUGGGCCAUGCUGCAGCCUGGAGUGCCCCACUUCCCACCUGCAGGUGCUGACAGGGCUGCAAUGUGAACUCUUCUGGAUGGCACAAGGGGAGAAAUACCCUUGGAUGCCACAAUAGCAUUGUGUCCUUCUCCCAGCUUGACUGUGCAUGGUUUUUCUUUCUGUGUUUGGGACUGUGCUGUGCCUGUGGAAUGGGUGGUGGUGGAUUGAAGCAAGCCGCGUGAACACAUGUGAAUAAUGCUCUACUGUUCUUCAAGGGCAGUACAGGUAACCAUGCCAAAUGAUGUCUGUCUUCAUUUCUAUCCCUGCCAAUAGAAAUAUCCUCCUGUGAAAUCCCUGUUCUUCUGAGACAGCAUUUUUACAUGCAGUGGCUAACAAGUGCUAUUUAUAAUCAGUAUUCAGCUUGGUGGUGCUAUGCUGAAAUGCAAAGCACGCAGCAAUCACACAAACAGUCACACUGCAGACAAGAAGGCCUUGCAUAUGCAUCCAUGGUCCCAGGCUGAUUUGUGCCCAGGGAAGUUCUGCUUCAAAGCAGGAUAGCACUGGAGUAGCUGUGCCCCAAGGCAACCCAUGCUGCCCAUGGUCCCUUCCUCUCAGCUGGGCUGUCACGUAGUAUAAUGGGAUUGUUGGUCAGCACAAAACCUUUGUGACAAAGAAAUGGGGAUUCUCCAGAAUUUUGCUGUGCCACCAGCUCAGUGUUGGUGGUUCCAGUGGGCCUUGUGGCUAUGCUUGCUCCAUGCUACUGUGCCAUUUCUGCUUAUUUAGCGCUUAUCAAGGUAUCUAGUGUUACUGAUCCUCAGAUUGCCACAGCAAUGGUCAUGUCUUGUGCCCACAAGAAAGCUUAGUUUCUUCUUUGAGUUUUAGGAACCAACUCAUUCCUUUGUCUCUGUUUUUUGAAAAAUCAGCUUUUUAAAUUUCAGCCGUGGUCAACAUGCUUGUGGCUUGAGUUUGGGCUUGAAUGAAGAGUCCAUACCUUUUCUCCAUUUGUGACACUGAUUUCCUUUGAGCCUUCAGACAAAUCAUCUGACUUCUGUUCCAGCUGUAAAAUGGGAACAACAAUGCUCUGCGACCUUGUCAAGCAUUUAGAAACCUAUGGAUGUUUUUUGUGGGCUGGUUGCACAGUACUAAUUGUUGAUCAAAGCUAUUUACGAUUAAGUCUGUGUGUGCACAAGUUGAUUAUUUCUCUUAUGUACUGUUUCUCAAAUAAAUGGGGAUUAUUUUUUA